UUCACCAAGGAAGAACGAUGUGUCAGUCUUGCCUUAGCCUUAACUUAAAGGAAACCUUUUAAAAUUUAGAUAUUAUAGGGAAGAACUUUGUAAUUUGGAUAUCCUCAGGGAUUUACUCUACAGAAUUAAUUAUUGGCACCAUAAACUGUUUUGAAACCUCACACCAAAUUCUCUCUUAAUCUGCUACCUGUGCGUACAGCCUAGAUACCCAGUAAGUGCCUGAGACUCAGGAAUGAGUCAUUCUCUGCUCAAGCAUGUGGCAGUCAUCACACCAGAAAAGAAUGUUCAGGCGUUGCCAGACGGAGCAAUCAGCACAAUUUGUAGCUCCAAGGAAGAAGUCUAGUGACCGGCCGCCAUGGCUUCUGACACAGGUGAAAUGGAUCGAGGUCCUGGUCUUCCAGCUGGUGAUCCCACUUUGAGGAGAAGAAUCGAGCCUUGGGAAUUUGAAACGUUCUUUGACCCCAGAGAGCUCCGGAAAGAGACCUGUUUGCUCUAUGAAGUCAAGUGGGGUGCGAGUCACAAGAUCUGGCGAAACUCAGGCAAAAACACCACCAAGCAUGCUGAAGUCAAUUUUAUAGAAAAAUUUGCUUCAGAAAGACAUUUGUGCUCAUCCAUCAGCUGCUCAAUUACCUGGUUCAUGUCCUGGAGUCCCUGUUGGGAAUGCUGCAAAGCUAUUAGAGAAGUUUUGCAUCAACGACCUAGUGUGACUUUAGUUAUUUAUGUAGCACGGCUUUAUCACCACAUGGAUCAACAAAACCGACAAGGACUCAGGGACCUCGUUGGCAGUGGUGUGAUUAUCCAGAUCAUGAGAGCCCCAGAGCAUGACCACUGCUGGAGGAAUUUUGUCAACUACCCACCUGGGAAAGAUGUUCACUGGCCAAGAUACCCACCUCUGUGGAUGGAGCUGUAUGCACUGGAACUCCACUGCAUAAUUUUAAGAAAGAAAAAGGGAGGAAGAGAGAGAAAGAGGAAGGGAAGAAGAGAGAGAAAAACUUCAAUCACUUCCUUUCUCAUACCUGCCCCUAUCAGGGAUUGAAUCUGCAACCUGAGUACGUGCCCUGACCAGGAAUUGAACCAGCAACCCUUUGGUCUAUGGGAGGAUGCUCCAACUCACUGAGCCACACUGGCCAGAGCCUAAUAAUUUUGACAUGUACUCUCUUCACCAUUUGUCAUGUAUAUUGAGCCUUAGUUAUUUAACUACUUGACCUAUCUUAAGAAAAUGUAAGACAAUCUCUU
Molecule: messenger RNA, 1236 nt
Organism: Phyllostomus hastatus (greater spear-nosed bat)
Lineage: Eukaryota; Metazoa; Chordata; Mammalia; Chiroptera; Phyllostomidae
Gene: APOBEC1
Product: apolipoprotein B mRNA editing enzyme catalytic subunit 1
Exons: 5
Coding region: 356-1036 (226 amino acids)
Biological process (GO): cytidine to uridine editing
Cellular component (GO): cytoplasm; nucleus
Molecular function (GO): cytidine deaminase activity; zinc ion binding; RNA binding
Source: RefSeq, a predicted model, not a curated record